Molecule: messenger RNA, 624 nt
Organism: Acaromyces ingoldii
Lineage: Eukaryota; Fungi; Basidiomycota; Exobasidiomycetes; Exobasidiales; Cryptobasidiaceae
Exons: 1
Coding region: 205-543 (112 amino acids)
Source: RefSeq, a predicted model, not a curated record
ACUGAUUUCUGUCCCUCAAACAGCGAGCUAUUGUACACGGACGGUGUGAUUCCGGCCGAAGAAGCCGACAGUCACCGGGCGAGCGCGACGUCGGACUCUCAAAGUCAGCAGCAAGACCUCGAUCUGACGGGCUUGUCUGGUGGUAGCGACAGCAGCGGUGGGGGAGGUGCCGCGGGCGCAGAAGCCAGCCUCGACCUGUCGCUCAUGAUGGAUCCGUCUGCCGGUGACAUCAGCUCGACGAUUCCCCGGCAUCAUCAAUCCCACCAACACCCGGCCGUUGCAGCGGCUUUCUCGUCGUCGAACCAGAACCACAACAUGGUCUCGCCAGACAUUGUCUGUACGAUGGGUUUCGAUUCAGCCAAUCCCUUUUCGUCUGUCAGCAACGGGAGCCACUAUCAUCAUCACGACCAAAUACAACCCCGCGCUCAAGGGCAAAACCACAGCCAGUGCCACGGCAACGGUCACGGGCAGGGCGACGUCAAGGUCGAAAGCGAACAGCAAUUGCAAGACAUGAUGAUCGAUCCAAGCGUUCAUCUCUCUUAAAAUCCUCCGGGUUCCCUUACCUUUCUUUGCUUUUCCUUGUUGGCCACACUUCGCUCUUUCGAUUGUACAAGAGUAUACUCA